AAUGUUUCAAAUCUCACAGACAAGACGGAUACGCAGACAACAAAUGCAAACACAAAUUUUAUUCACCGUCAACGUUGUUUGCUACAACACAAACCAAUGUCUCACCACUUGUGUCACUUUAUGAAACUGAAAGCGACACAUUUGUCAUGACAACUUCACGAUCUUCGCCCAGCGACAGCAGCAGACCGGCAAGUCCGCAGCUUGGCCCAUUGGAAGUCAAGAUGCCAAAAACCUCAUUUGCAACUUCAACCCAUUUGCAACUUCAACCCUUUAAACUUUGACUACCUGAACAGUAAAGUCGACUCUAGUUGGUUCAACCCCAUCUUUUUCGGGAUGCAGUCUAGCGUACACCGACUAUCAUUCAGCACUGUGAUGCAUAUACAAAAAGUCAAGCACCUACCUUUGAUUGUCCAGGUGACAGAUCGCUGCGUGGUGGCGUUGGUGCCCAAACAGAUGUCGUCGUUCAACAUCCCAUGCUCAGCUAGCUUCCCAAGAAGUAUCAGCAGAUAUGGCGUGGACAUCCCCUUCCGCUCCACACCCACCAGCCCCGACAGCCCUCACUCCCGCGUGCCCAUGCUGACCCCCGACCUGGAGAGCGGGGUCAAAGUUUGGCACUUGGUCAAGAACCACGAGCACGGAGACCAGAAGGAAGGCGAGCGAGGCAGCAAAAUGGUGUCGGAGAUUUACCUCACCAGGCUCUUGGCGACAAAGGGCACGCUGCAGAAAUUUGUGGAUGACCUGUUCGAGACGCUUUUUAGCACCGUGUGCCGCGGCACCGCCCUGCCUCUCGCCAUCAAAUAUAUGUUUGACUUUCUGGAUGAGCAGGCCGACAGACACGGGAUCUACGACACGGAUGUCCGCCAUACCUGGAAGAGCAACUGCCUUCCCCUGCGCUUCUGGGUGAACGUGAUCAAAAACCCGCAGUUUGUCUUUGACAUUCAUAAGAGCAGCAUCACGGAUGCCUGCCUGUCUGUGGUGGCUCAGACCUUCAUGGACUCGUGCUCCACCUCCGAGCACCGGCUGGGCAAAGACUCACCCUCCACCAAGCUGCUUUACGCCAAGGACAUCCCGCACUACAAAAGCUGGGUAGAAAGGUACUACGCGGACAUCAACCGCCUGCCUGCCAUCAGUGAUCAGGACAUGAAUGCCUAUCUGGCUGAGCAGGCGCGCCUCCACUCCAGCGAGUUCAAUGCGCUCAGUGCCCUCCACGAGAUCUACAGCUACGUCAGCAAAUACAGCCAGGAGGUGAGGACUAGAGCGCCACGGAGACCUCCAACUGUAAACAUCUGCAAUUGCCGCUGUAAAUUUCAUACUGAACUGCAGGAAUUUGCAACUUAA
This is a messenger RNA of Hippocampus comes (tiger tail seahorse), 1338 nucleotides long. RefSeq names its product plexin-A2-like. NCBI's taxonomy places the organism in Eukaryota, Metazoa, Chordata, Actinopteri, Syngnathiformes, Syngnathidae. Gene Ontology annotation, biological process: regulation of cell migration; semaphorin-plexin signaling pathway. Bases 334 to 1338 code for a protein of 334 amino acids. The record is from RefSeq and is a predicted model, not a curated record. Gene Ontology annotation, molecular function: semaphorin receptor activity. Gene Ontology annotation, cellular component: plasma membrane; semaphorin receptor complex. The transcript is spliced from 5 exons.